Molecule: messenger RNA, 850 nt
Organism: Mandrillus leucophaeus (drill)
Lineage: Eukaryota; Metazoa; Chordata; Mammalia; Primates; Cercopithecidae
Gene: CCL20
Product: chemokine (C-C motif) ligand 20
Exons: 4
Coding region: 77-367 (96 amino acids)
Biological process (GO): chemokine-mediated signaling pathway; monocyte chemotaxis; positive regulation of ERK1 and ERK2 cascade
Cellular component (GO): extracellular region
Molecular function (GO): CCR chemokine receptor binding; chemokine activity
Source: RefSeq, a predicted model, not a curated record
CUGGCAGAACACAACAGCGCUCCCAAAGCACUGGGUACCCAGCACUGAGCAGAUCUGUUCUUUGAGCUAAAAAACCAUGUGCUGUAGCAAGAGUUUGCUCCUGGCUGCUUUGAUGUCAGUGCUGCUACUCUACCUCUGCAGUGAAUCAGAAGCAGCAAGCAACUUUGACUGCUGUCUUCGAUAUACAGACCGUAUCCUUCAUCCUAAAUUUAUUGUGGGCUUCACACAGCAGCUGGCCAAUGAAACCUGUGACAUCAAUGCUGUCAUCUUUCACACAAAGAAAGGGUUAUCUGUGUGCGCAAAUCCAAAGCAGACCUGGGUGAAACUUAUUGUACGUCGCCUCAGCAAAAAAAUCAACAAGAUGUAAAAACUGUGGCUUUUCUGGAAUGGAAUUGGACUUAGCCCAAGAACAGAAAGAACCUUGCUGGGGCUGGAGGUUUCACUUGCACAUGAUGGAGGGUUUAGUGCUUAUCUAAUUUGCGCCUCAUUGGGACUUGUCCAAUUAAUGAAGUUGAUUCAUAUUGCAUCAUAGUUUGCUUUGUUUAAGCAUCACAUUCAAGUUAAACUGUAUUUUAUGUUAUUUAUAGCUGUAGGUUUUCUGUGUUUAGCUAUUUAAUACUAAUUUUCCAUAAGCUAUUUUGGUUUAGUGCAAAGUAUAAAAUUAUGUUUGGGGGGAAUAAGAUUAUAUGGACUUUCUCGAGAGCAACAAGCUAUUUUUUUAAAAAAACUAUUUAACAUUCUUUUGUUUAUAUUGUUCUGUCUCCUAAAUUGUUGUAAUUACAUCAUAAAAUAAGAAAAAUGUUAAUAAGACAAAUAUUGAAAAUAAAGAAAGAAACAAAAAGUUAUUUUG